This is a messenger RNA of Tripterygium wilfordii, 2008 nucleotides long. RefSeq names its product palmitoyl-acyl carrier protein thioesterase, chloroplastic-like. The transcript has 7 exons. The record is from RefSeq and is a predicted model, not a curated record. Gene Ontology annotation, biological process: fatty acid biosynthetic process. Bases 395 to 1651 code for a protein of 418 amino acids. NCBI's taxonomy places the organism in Eukaryota, Viridiplantae, Streptophyta, Magnoliopsida, Celastrales, Celastraceae. Gene Ontology annotation, molecular function: acyl carrier activity; fatty acyl-[ACP] hydrolase activity.
GCCAACUCCUCUCACCACCCACAGAACCGCUGGCCCUAAUCUCCUUUCGCUGUCUCUCAUUCAAUAGAAUCAAUACCAGUUUUUUUUUAGGCUUCCCCCAUUUUCAGAGAAAACCCAACGAACAAGAAAACAGAAGAAAAACCGGAACGGAAGGGAUCGCAGGAAAACAAGGGAGAGAGAGAAACUUUUUGCAGCUUUUUGAAUUAUCUCCUGUGACAAGUUUCUUUCUCCUUUCUCCUUUCUCUCUCACCAAGAGAUAUGUUGCCGUCUGGCAAGAUUUGCUGAGUUUUCCUUGUUAUCUCUGCUAUAACUUGUCAUUUGAGAAGAAGACAUUUGAAGAAAUUUAUUUGAGGCGAUACUCAGGCUGACACAUUUUUUGCAAUUUAAUUUCAUCAUGGUUACUACUCCUGCUUCCGCGUCAUUCUUCCUGGCUGCUUCUCCAUCUGUUGAAUCUGGUGCAAUAUCUGCGAAGCUUGGUGCUCCCAAUUUGGGAGGAAUUAAGUCAAAGUCUGGUUCAGGUGGUGGUCUGAAAGUCAAGGCAAAUGCUAAAGCCCCUUCUAAAAUAAAUGGUACCUCAGUUGGCGUGACAUCUCCUGCAGAGAGUAUGAAGAAUGUGGACAGUGUUCCAUCAUCAGCCCCUAGAACUUUUAUCAACCAGUUACCUGAUUGGAGCAUGCUUCUUGCUGCUAUCACAACCAUAUUCUUGGCAGCAGAGAAACAGUGGAUGAUGCUUGACUGGAAGCCAAGAAGGCCUGAUAUGCUAAUUGACCCUUUUGGUAUAGGUAAAAUUGUUCAGGAUGGUCUUGUGUUUCGGCAGAACUUCUCGAUCAGAUCAUAUGAAAUUGGUGCUGAUCGUACGGCAUCCAUAGAGACGUUAAUGAAUCAUUUACAGGAAACGGCCCUCAACCAUGUUAAGACUGCAGGUAUUCUUGGUGAUGGGUUUGGUUCCACCCCAGAGAUGUCCAAAAGAAACCUGAUAUGGGUGGUCACUAGAAUGCAGGUUCUUGUAGACCGCUAUCCUACCUGGGGUGAUGUUGUUCAAGUAGAUACUUGGGUUAGUGCCUCAGGAAAAAAUGGUAUGCGCCGUGAUUGGCUUAUUCGCGAUGGAAAAACUGGUGAAACUUUAACUCGGGCUUCCAGUGUUUGGGUGAUGAUGAAUAAACUGACAAGGAGAUUAUCCAAGAUUCCAGAAGAAGUUAGAGGGGAAAUUGAGCCUUAUUUUCUGAAUUAUGAUCCUGUUGUUGAUGACGACAGCAGAAAACUACCAAAACUUGAUGACAAUACAGCGGACAUUGUCCGUAAAGGUUUAACUCCUAGAUGGAGCGAUUUAGAUAUCAACCAGCAUGUUAACAAUGUGAAGUACAUUGGCUGGAUCCUUGAGAGUGCUCCACUGCCAAUCGUCGAGAGUCAUGAGCUUUCUUCCUUGACUCUAGAGUACAGGAGGGAAUGUGGAAGGGACAGCGUGCUGCAGUCCCUAACUGCUGUCUCUGAUGCUUCCAUAGGAAAUUUGGGAAAUGCUGGUCAUGUUGAGUGCCAGCACUUGCUUCGGCUUGAGAAUGGAGCUGAGAUUGUGAGGGGAAGGACUGAAUGGAGGUCCAAACAUGCCAAAAACUUUGGCAUUGUGGGUCAUGUUCCAGCAGAGAAUGCCUAGUAGUAUCAACUCUUUUGCAGCAGCAGCUGGAAUUGUUGGUCAUCUCUUCUUUGCUGGUGUCUCGCUCACAUGGCUUGUGUAGAAUCCCCCAUGUGUUUCUGUUCUGGAUAUAUAUAUAUAUAUAUAUCCAUUUAUAUAUUUAUAUUUUAUGUAUAUGUUCUUUAUAGUUUGUUUUAGAGAGAGAAAGGAAGACCUCUUGUAAUUAGAUUUUGCUUCACAGACUUUCCCAUUAGUUGUCUGAAUCAAUUACCGAAGGUUGUACACUCCUUCCUUGGCUUUGUGGUUCCAAUUGUUUUGUGCGACAGCUGUGUUUAGCUGCUUGGAUAAGUUAAUAUAUAGCCUUCGUUACUGGCGCAA